Messenger RNA from Lachancea nothofagi CBS 11611, 276 nucleotides. The record is from the annotation of a GenBank genome assembly. NCBI's taxonomy places the organism in Eukaryota, Fungi, Ascomycota, Saccharomycetes, Saccharomycetales, Saccharomycetaceae.
AUGCUGGGGACCGCUUCCGCUAGCAUUUCUGACUUUGUCGCUGCUAUCGAGAAACGAAUCCGUGAAAGUCAUUUGAAGAGUACCUUGCAUAGUGCCGGUACAACUAUUGAAGGCCCUUGGGAUGAAGUUACCAAUUUGAUUGGCGAACUGCACGAGUACGCUCACGAAUUAGGCUACGUCAGAGUCCACACGGAUAUUAGAAUUGGUACCAGGAGCGAUAAAGACCAAACUGCUCAGGACAAGAUGGAUGUGGUCUUGGAAAAGCUAAGCAAAUAG